AUGCAUCUGCUGUCUAAUGCAGAUGAUCUCGUGCCGUCUGUCGACCCACUCGCCCUCGAGGUUGCGAGCGAUGGCCUCAGGGGUCUCAAGGCCCUGGGGCCACUCGCGCUCGAGGGUUUGAGUUUCGCUCCGCCAGAGGUCACCGCCGGACAGGAUCAGCAGGACACCGGCCUGUGGCCAUUCGCGGUGCCGAAUACGCCAGGCGAAGCACGGUGGGGGGGCCGGCUGGGACAGAUGGCUGGCCAGCUGCUUGCUUAA
Anthostomella pinea is the source of this 258-nucleotide messenger RNA. NCBI's taxonomy places the organism in Eukaryota, Fungi, Ascomycota, Sordariomycetes, Xylariales, Xylariaceae. The record is from the annotation of a GenBank genome assembly.